Molecule: messenger RNA, 2556 nt
Organism: Cyanistes caeruleus (blue tit)
Lineage: Eukaryota; Metazoa; Chordata; Aves; Passeriformes; Paridae
Source: RefSeq, a predicted model, not a curated record
GCCCGGAGCGGGAGCCGGGGCCGCAUCUCCGGGGCCGCAUCUCCGGUGCCGCCGCUGCCCAGGAGAAAACGGGGACAGCCGAGCCACCCUCCCGGUGCCCUCGGGAACGCGGCUCGGUAAACAAUGGAGCCAGAUGUAAAAGUGAAUGAAGACUUCAAAAGCCAGUUUAAGGCUUAUCAGGAGCAACAGCAAAGGCGGCUGCAAGAUUUGAUGGAGAGGAAGAAGGAAAAGCAGAACAGGCAGAAGAACACUGGCAGCACAAAGAAGACUAUAAAAGCCCUGAGUGACCUAAACCUGUUUAAUAAAGGACCUCCUGUAAAUGAAGAUGCCAGCAAAAGUUUUCUUGAGGCUGAGAAUGAGAAGCUGCAGGAUCAGCUGCGAGAGGUCCGGGAUGAGAACUGCAGGCUCUACAAACUGGUGUCAGAGAAAGAUUUUGAAAUAAAUCAGCUCCAGAGAAGACUGCAGGAGGAAAGGUUGGCUCUGUCAGGGGUGUCUGGUAUAGCUGGAGACGUGGCAGCCACUAAAAUAGUUGAGUUGGCCAAAAAGAACCGUGAGAUAACUGCUGAGUUUGAGAGUGAGAGAGCCAGAGUGAAGCAGCUGAAUUACAAAGUCAAGGAGCUGGAGAGAGAACUACAGGCAGCCACAGAAAAAAUCCAUUCCCUUGGUGGCGAUGCUGCAGGAAUCAAGGAAUCAACUCUGAAAAUACUGGAAGGAAACUUGGCUGAAAGUCCAGAGGUGAAAGCACUGCAGGAAAAAUUGAGCACAGCCAAUACAAAAGUGACGGAAUAUCGGAACCAGCUCCAGAACGUGAAACAGGAACUGAAGCUGACCCAAAAGAUUUUAGCCAAAGAAGUUGGGGAAGAUGUGAAUAUCCAAAGUCUCUUGACCAAUUCUGGCAGCUGGCGUGGACGAGCUCAGCAAAUUCUUCUUCUCCAAACCAGGAUUCGAGAGCUGGAACAUAAACUGAGUCAAAACAAGAUCACAGCUUCUCUGCUUGAGGUGGAUGAGGGAUUUCUGGCAUUUCCUCAUUCAAGGAAGUUGUCAGUCCAAGAGAAGAAUUUGCUGAAGAUUCGCAACUUGGAAAAAGAGAAGAGGGAAUCUUUGGAGAAACUCGCUGAGCAAUACAACUCUCUCCAAAAAAAACAUGAGGAACUGAAAAAAAAACUGGAUGCCUCAAGAGCCAGGAACCAAGUGCUGUGUGGAGAAGUGAAGAUACUGAACGGACAGAUUGGAACCUUGCUGGAGAAAGGGAAACACGAUGAUGAGCUCCUAGAUGCCUUGCUGACCCAGCAGAAACAAAUGCAGGAGCUCUUAAAGGGCCUGAGCCAGAAGGAGGAUAAGGACAAGGAGCCUCAGCAGGUGGUAGGGCAGCACCUGAACCCUGGGAUUCAGGGAAAAAACAUCAUGGAAGACAAGCUCAGGGAGCUGGUGGCUGAGCGAGAAGCAAAGGUUAAAACACUGGAGAUGGAGGUUGAGAAACUCACAUUUCAGGACGAGUCAGAAGCUGCUAAUCUACCAUGCUCUGAGCACUCAGGAGCACCUGAGGGAUCAGGCAGUAGCAAGGCUGGAAGGACAGAAUCUGCCCGUGCAGUGUCCACGAUGGGCCACGUGCUCGUGGAGUCAGCAGCCACAGAGCCUUUCUUCCUCAGGGGUAGCACCCCAUCUGGAAGGUCUGGCACGGACAGCUUGGACUGGGAAGUGCUGCCAGGAGAGAACACCGAGCAGAGGGCUCUGUGCCAGGCUGCUGAAGUGGAGAGGAGCAAGCUCCUGGAGCUGGUGACUGUGCUGCAGAAAAGGUUGGAGGAAAGCAGCAACAAAGUCUUGGAAGCUGAGAAGAAGCUUCAAGAGGAGAGGUGGCAGAGUGACAUCUUGGAACAGCAGCUUGAAAAGCUGCAGGUGGAUCUAGGGAGCAGCAGAACUGCCCAGAAACCUGCCCUGAGGAGCAGAAAAGCCCAGCCAAGCCUCCCCUUGCAUGAGGGUGACAGAGAGGAGCUCCCUGCAGCCCUGUCCAAGCUGUCCCUGGAAUCUCAGGUGGAGGAGCUCAGCACAAGGUUUGUUCUCCCUCUCUCCAUGCCGGGAUUGUUCUUUCCUCCCUCAGGGAGAGGAGGAACAAGUGCUCAGCCUUUUUCUCAGGGCUCUCAUAAAAUCACCGCAGCUCCAGGGUUUCAGUGUUUCUUCCCCGGAGCAGAGGUGACAGUUCUAAAUUUGCUUUUGAAGCUCCCCAGCUCACAGGGAAGUUUUUCUUUUUGUUUCCUUGCAGGCUUGGGAUCCAGCUGGAUGAGAACAAAGAUCUGAAAGCUGCUCUGGCGGAGACUGUGAGAAAGAAAGAGGAAGAUUUUUAAACUGUAUCGAGACAUAAUGGAGGAUGUGAUAGGUUUUCACAGGCUAUUCAGCAGCACACACAAAAGAAAAGUUAAGCCAGAUAUUCCCAGUCUUUGGGCUGCAGAGCAGGGAGAGAGCCCAGGCACCAGUGUCAUUUUGCAGCCUCAGAUCGUGUCAUUUCAUUAGCAUUUGUGGCAGAGAAACAGAGAUGAAAUACAAAAAGCGAAGGUUUUA